Hippoglossus stenolepis (Pacific halibut) is the source of this 1487-nucleotide messenger RNA. RefSeq names its product heterogeneous nuclear ribonucleoprotein A1b (gene hnrnpa1b). Gene Ontology annotation, molecular function: RNA binding. The transcript is spliced from 10 exons. The record is from RefSeq and is a predicted model, not a curated record. NCBI's taxonomy places the organism in Eukaryota, Metazoa, Chordata, Actinopteri, Pleuronectiformes, Pleuronectidae. Bases 143 to 1171 code for a protein of 342 amino acids.
GCGGGAACGACGGGCCAAUCAGAGCGCGCCAGGGGUGUAGCCAUCGCUACUUAUUGUACUGCUAAGUGGCCGCUGAUCUCGCCUGACGCAGAUCUCCUCCAUCGGGUCGUUCGCAGGGAGCCUCACAGCAUCAAAACGCAACAUGUCGAUGAAAGAUGUCCCACGUGAGCCGGAGCAGCUCCGCAAGCUGUUUAUCGGAGGUUUGAGCUUCGAGACCACAGACGAGAGUCUGCGAGCUCAUUUCGAGAAAUGGGGGAGCCUCACAGACUGUGUGGUCAUGAGGGACCCCAACACCAAGCGGUCCAGGGGCUUUGGAUUUGUCACAUACUCAUCGGUGCAAGAAGUUGAUGACGCCAUGAAUGAUCGCCCCCAUAAGGUUGAUGGGCGUGUGGUGGAGCCGAAACGAGCUGUUUCUAGAGAGGAUUCAAACCGACCAGGUGCUCAUGUAACGGUAAAGAAAAUCUUUGUUGGAGGCAUCAAGGAAGAUACGGAGGAGUGUCACCUGCGUGACUACUUCCAGCAGUUUGGCAAGAUCGAGGUCAUUGACAUCAUGACUGAUCGUGCUACGGGAAAAAAGAGGGGCUUUGCCUUUGUCACGUUUGAUGACCACGAUUCAGUCGACAGGAUUGUCAUCCAGAAGUAUCACACGGUGAACAGCCACAACUGCGAAGUCAGGAAGGCCCUUACAAAGCAAGAGAUGCAGACAGCAGGCAUGGGUCGCAGCAGUGGUGGAAGGCCAUACGAUUAUGACAGGGGCUUCCAACAGGGUGGUAGGGGCGGGGGUAGAUACGGAGAUGGUCCUUACAAUUGCAAUGGAGGCGACGGUGGCUAUGGAGGUGGCCCUAGCGGUCCUGGUGGAUAUAACAAUGGCGGCAACCGUGGAUACAAUCAAGGCUACAACCAGGGCGGAGGUGGUGGCGGUGGAGGCUAUGGAGGAAACGGAUAUGAGAGCAAUGGCUAUGGAAACUGUGGUGGUGGUGGAGGAGGAGGCGGCGGUGGUGGCGGCGGCGGCAACUACAACAACAUGGGCCACUACGACCCCCAGGCGUCCAACUUCGGCCCAAUGAAGAACAACUUUGGUGGUGGUGGCGGUGGCGGCAGCAGUGGUAGGAACUUCGGUGGCUACGGAGGUGGCUCCAACAGUGGAUACGGCCGUCCGGGGCGAUUUUAAAGUGAACUGGACUGAGUACUUAGGAGAGGAGAGCAAGGAGAGGAGAGCAAGCGAAGUGACAGGGCAGCUGCAGGUUUACCUCCUAAAUCUGCUCAGCCAAACAUUUGUGGCAGGUUACAGCUGCUGCAAGAGAUGUACAGUAGAUGUAUCAUGGAGGGUCUUCAUUUAAAGAUUUGUUUUUUCUGUUCAUCAAGAUGUGUCUGGAAAGAAAGCAUUCCAAUGAGGUUUUAUGUAGAUUUUUCUUUGCGUCUGGUUUUAUUUGUAACUGCAUCAAGUCAAGCUGAAAUAAACCAACUUUCAGUUGUUUUUUACAAAA